This is a messenger RNA of Dovyalis caffra, 3708 nucleotides long. The record is from the annotation of a GenBank genome assembly. NCBI's taxonomy places the organism in Eukaryota, Viridiplantae, Streptophyta, Magnoliopsida, Malpighiales, Salicaceae.
AUGGUGGAAUCGGGUUCAAGAGAAAGACUAGCGAGUCUUAUCAACUCAGUCAAGUCUGCCACUGACAUACCUUCAAAGCUCGAAACUUUGCGUCAAUUAAACCGAAUUUUGCAACAACAAGAAAAUGCUAGUUCAAUCUCUGAGUUCCUUCCUCUAAUUUUCGAGUUUCAAUCUGAUCAACACUCUCCGGUUCGCAAAUUUGCCACCGAGAUAAUUGGAGAGAUUGGAUUGAAGCAUGUAGAAUUUGUGCCUGAAAUUGUUCCAGUUUUAAUGUUAGUUUUGGAAGAUCGCGUACCAGCUGUUGCUAGACAAGCUAUUACUUGCGGAAUUAGUUUGUUUCGGGCUACUCUCGAAAAACUUGCAAUUCAGGGUCUUUAUGCUAGUGAGCUGGAUGAUUUGCUCAAGUUGUCGUGGUCAUCGAUGUUAGAGUUCAAGGAAAAAAUUUACUCCAUAGCUUUUCAGCCUGGAAGUGGUGGUGUAAGAUUGCUGGCACUACGAUUUGUUGAAGAAGUCAUUCUUCUUUACACACCUAAUCCUAAUGGCACUUCAGAACCCCCUUCUCAUGAAGGAGCAAGUGUGGAAUUUAACAUAUCAUGGCUCCGUGGGGGCCACCCUGUACUAAAUGUUGGAGAUUUGUCAAUUGAGGCCAGCAGAAGAUUGAGUUUAUUGCUUGAUCAACUUAGCCUUGCCACUAUUGCAAAGAAAAGGCCUCCAUACUAUGGACGCAUCCUGUCAGUUUUACUUGGUUUGGAUUCCUCAAACUCUGUUAUUGAAGGGAUGCAUGGUUAUGGGGCACGUCAUGCCUUAAAAAAUGCCUUCCUCACCUGCUUGAAAUGCAAUCACCUGGGAGCUGCACCGUGGCGGGAUCGUUUAGUUGGUGCCCUAAGAGAGAUGAAAGCAGGAGGGUUGGCAGAGGAAGCCCUACACCAAAUUUUAAAGAGUAAUGGAAGUGUAGAGGAGGUGAAGGAAGAUUUGCUAGUUGCAAAGGAAGAAAAAAUUGCAAUUAAGUCACUUGAUGACAUUCCAAAUAAUUUGGUAAGGAAAAGAUCUGGACCAGAAGACAGUAUGGAUUUUGCAAAAGAUGAUGAUGUGUCUGGAAAACGUGCCAGAGCCUCGCCAAGUGUCUUGGAGGAAUCAUCUAAUGAGAUGGAUAGGGAUAGUUUAGCGUCUAAGCAUGACAUUCCUUCAGAUAGACCUAACAAAAAAGCUGAUGAUAAUGGACCUGUGCAGCAACUUGUUGCUAUGUUUGGAGCCUUGGUAGCUCAAGGUGAAAAAGCUGUUGGUUCUUUGGAGAUUCUUAUUUCAAGCAUCUCUGCUGACUUGCUAGCUGAAGUAGUGAUGGCUAACAUGCGCUACCUUCCAACCGAUCGUACUCAAGCUGAAGGAGAUGAUGAAUCACUAUUGAACAUGACUAUAGUUGGCAGUGACACUCAAGCCAAGUAUCCAUCAUCCUUUCUGGCAAAUGUUCUUUCACUUUCUAGUUCUUUCCCACCUAUAGCUUCACAGCUGAAUGCUGAUCAGUCAGUAUCCAAAGAGACAGUGAAAACCCAAGACGAGGAAGAACUGCAGACAACACAAGACAAGGAAGAAAUUCAUGCAGCAGCAGCUGAUAGUGCUGAUGUAUAUACUGUUAAAAUUCAUAAUGCUGAAGAUGAAGUGAUGCCCGCUGGUUUACCUGCUUCAUCAAAUGAGAUGGAUGGCUUGGCUAUUUCAUCUAAUAUCCAUGAUGUUGAGAAUUUAGACAGUGAAAUACCUGGUCUAGAUUCUUCUGCUCGUAAUGAUGGAUUUUCAGAGACCAUGGGUGCUUCUUCAUUGGUCUCUACUGAUAUUGAAGAUGCUAGCCAAGAGCAAGGUACAAGUCUAGGUGCAAGGACAAAUCUGGAAUUGCUUCCAUCAAUUUCAACUGAUAGGUCAGAGGAACUAAGUCCGAAAGCAGCUGUUGCGGAUUCCAACAGCCUCAUCUCCUCAACUGCAACUUCCUUGCGUUUAAGCCAUACUCUUGUUCUGCCGAAGAUGUCUGCACCUGUUGUCAAUCUUGCUGACGAACAGAAGGAUCAGCUGCAAACUCUGGCUUUCAUACGCAUUGUUGAGGCAUACAAGCAAAUAGCAGUUGCUGGAGUUUCACAAGUUCGCUUUUCCUUGCUUGCUUCUUUAGGUGUUGAGUUUCCUUCAGAGUUAGAUGCAUGGGAAUUCCUUAAGAAGCACAUAUUAUCAGAUUAUGUGGGUCAUGAGGGACACGAGUUGACAUUGCGUGUCCUCUACAGGUUAUUUGGUGAGGUAGAAGAGGAACGGGACUUCUUUUCUUCUACAGCUGCUGCUUCUGUGUAUGAAAUGUUCCUUUUGACUGUGGCAGAAACGCUGAGAGAUUCUUUUCCUCCUUCGGACAAAUCUAUAAGUAGAUUGCUUGGUGAAGCUCCUUAUCUUCCAAAGUCUAUUUUGAGUCUGUUGGAGUCCUUGUGUUCUCCUGGAAACACUGAUAAGGCUGAGAAGGAGUUACAGAGUGGAGAUCGAGUUACUCAAGGUCUCAGCACUAGUGCAGUUCAUCAUUUGGAAGAAGUGCGCAUGAAGGCGAUUCGUCUGGUAUGCAACGCCCAAUCACAACUUGCUAUUGAAGGAAUAUACAAGCUUCUUGUGGCAAAUAAACUUUAUCCUCUCUCAUCCAUUGCCCAACAGAUAGAAGACUUUGCAAAGGAACAGUUGAUUUCAAUUGUAAAUAGUGAUGCAACAGAAAGCAUGGAUGCUGAAGUGUCAGUAUCUGAAUCACUGAAGGAUAUCGUUUUGGAAAAACCAUCAGAUGAGCAUCAGUCUACGAGUGCCAUCAGUAAAGAUAUCUCCUUGGAGACUCAUCAGUCAUGCGCAUCUGAAAGCGUAUCAUCACUUUCAGUCUCUGAGGCCCAGCGGUGCAUGUCACUGUAUUUUGCACUGUGCACAAAGGCAGUUCAUCGGCACAUUCCCAUACUAGUCCGUACUAUGGGUUCAUCAUCUGAUCUUCUUGACAUAAUUUCAGAUCCUCCUAGUGGAAGCGAGAAUCUUCUGAUGCAGGUUUUACAAACACUGGCGGAGGGGACAGUUCCUUCUCCAGAAUUGUUAUUCACCAUCAGGAAGUUGUAUGAUUCAAAAUUGAAGAUUUUGCUGAUCUUUCCCCAUCUAGUGAAUCUUCCUUUGGAUAAGUUCCAAAUUGCACUUGCUCGUACACUACAGGUUACAGAUGCUUGUAAUGCUUGUUUUGAGCAACGACAGAUAUUCACUCAACAAGUUCUUGCGAAGGUCUUGAAUCAGUUGGCUGUUUCGAUUGUUGCAGGUGGAGUUUAUUAUGGAGAUCCUUUCUCGUCUUGUAAGCAAGCAGAUAUGGAAGUACCCGAAGUUGUGGGUUGGCUUCCUGAAGUGUGCAUUCUUGACGAAACCUCACUUCCUCCGCCACAGUUGGAAAAUGCACUUAAUAGAACUGCAGCAUUGAAAGCUCCUUUGGUUGCCUAUGCUAGCCAACCAAACAUUAAAUCUUCACUUCCAAGGUCUGUUUUGGUAGUUCUGGGAAUAGCUCCAGAUCCUCAGACUUCAAGUCAAGCACAGACAUGUCAGGCUCAAACUGGAGAUACAAACAACUCAGACAAGGAUGUGACAGCAGAGAAAUCAAAAACUGGAGAUGUGACCAACUCGGAUAAGGAGGUGCUGACAGAGAAAUCUAAAGAAUCUUCUGUCGCUAGCUGA